GAACUCGCAUGAACAUUCAACAUCAUCUGUACACAGGAAGAGCUUGGCGCGAAAGUGGAGCGCCUUUCGUUGUCAAAAGUUGGCCAAUUCGAGUCUACUUCGACAGCAGAAAGUCUCAGGGUUGUUAGGAGCUCCAGAAGUGAGAAGCCUGCCCAAACACAGCUCGAGGUGCGGCAAUUGUGCAGGGUGGUUUGCGCCUGGACCGCUAGGUGAAAUCACAGCCAUGUCGUCGGGUCCGCAGUUCACCGUCACUCUUGACGGGUCUGGGAAGGUUCCUAAGGACAUCUUUCCAAGGAUGGUCGCAGAUGGACCACGGCAAGCAUCGAGUAUCCAGGACAGGCUGGGGUCAAAGAACGGUGCGAGAGUGAAAAGGGCCCGUCAGGAUGAAGCGGACAUCAGCAUCGACGACCGGCGGCGCAGCACGAGCUCUGUUGUGCGGAAGCGGGCGCGCCUCGAUGGCGGGGACUUGCGCCACCGCCUGUCCGGGCCCCCCUCCAUGCCCACCGAAACCUCCGACCUUCGUCAACGCCUCUCAAACCAAGACUCGGGCACUUUUCUCAGGCCCGCGAAAACGGUCGUUCGGCCCUCCUCAGGUUCACGCCAGGUUAGAACUACCUCAGACGCGCCCGUUAGAAGUGCCCUCUACACCGCCCCACAAAGCAGGGUCGCAACUAGCAAAGCCGGCGGGCCAGAUCUGCGCAACCGGCUGAACUCAGUAACUCCCUUACCGACAGCAAUUGCGUCUUCCGUCCCUUCCUUCGCCCCCCGCCGCGCCGCUGCCCCUGCCGCCCAGUCCACCGUAACGGACGUGCGCAGCAAGCCGGUUGCGGCGCCAGCCACCCGCCCGGUGACCGUCCCCCGGGCGCAGCCCGCGGCUCCAGCGCAGAGCCAAAUGCGCCCGGUAGCUGCGCCCCAGGCACAGGGAAAGCUGCGGUCGGAAGUCGUUCUGCCGAGCGGGGCUGUGAGCCAAGCGCCCGCGCCGGGGGGCGUGCGGAGGCUUGCAUCGGUCGUCAAGAAGACGAACCCGGAGCCGGCCCCGAUGGCGGUGGCGCCGGUUGCGCAAGCCGCCGGACCGGCAGGAGCUCCGAAGACCGUGAGGGGCCUCCUGAUUUCCCUUGGCUUAGAGAAGUACAUGGAUAUCUUUGUACGAGAAGAGGUCGAUAUGACAGCGCUCAAGCACAUGGAGGAGAGUGACCUGAAGGAGCUGGGGAUCCCCAUGGGCCCUAGGAAGAAGAUUGUACAGGCUUUGAGGUGAUCAGCUCGCUGGAAAUGGACCUUCGCAAAAAGACAGCGACGCUGCCGUCGCCGGUGUGUGUAAAUGUUUGGCCGGCACCUUGAAGCCCUACGGAGUUACGGUGCUUCACGAUAGGGGAAAUCUUGUCCUUAACACGGGCUAGAAACAGCGGGUGCGUUCGAUAUUGUCUGCGGCCGCCCUUAUGAGGCGUGGAAGGAUAUACCUGCUGAAGAGUUGCAAUUCGGACUCGAGCAGUCGAAGAGUUGCCUCGGCCGAUAUGGGAGAUUCUCGUUGGAAAUGAUCGUAAACUAGCUCGGGCUAGGCGUUCAAGUGCAUAGUGAAUUGAGUCACCGAGGUCUCCCUGGCCAAUGUCCAUUCAACUGGUUCUCACUUGUCCGCUUGGUUUUUGCAAAUGACCGGACAAUGUUUCAGCGGGAUGUUCUGAAGGAAGCUGUGCAAGCUGCCACCUCGUA
Messenger RNA from Klebsormidium nitens, 1707 nucleotides. The record is from the annotation of a GenBank genome assembly. Lineage: Eukaryota; Viridiplantae; Streptophyta; Klebsormidiophyceae; Klebsormidiales; Klebsormidiaceae.